This is a messenger RNA of Cydia amplana, 3183 nucleotides long. It is a transcript of the gene wtrw, whose product is annotated as transient receptor potential channel pyrexia. The record is from RefSeq and is a predicted model, not a curated record. Gene Ontology annotation, cellular component: membrane. Gene Ontology annotation, molecular function: protein binding; monoatomic ion channel activity. The transcript has a single exon. Lineage: Eukaryota; Metazoa; Arthropoda; Insecta; Lepidoptera; Tortricidae. Gene Ontology annotation, biological process: transmembrane transport; monoatomic ion transport. The coding region runs from base 58 to 2985 and encodes 975 amino acids.
UCGGCAAUUGGCGGACAAUGGGCCCGGCAUUCAGCGCCGCACCGCCGCGUCGCCCGCAUGCCCACGUCGCGCCGCCUGCUCCCGCCGCGCUGGUUGCGCGGUCGCCGCUCGCCCCGGCCCGACGACGAUGACGCCCGCGCCGGCACCUGGAGUCCGCGCCCCAACAUGGACCGCCCUCGCUUAUCACGUGUCCUCAGCUCGCCGCCCCUUCAAAACCAACCUCAAGACGAGGCAACACUCGAGAGAGGAGACUUUCCAUCGAUGGGGCAUUUGGAAUAUGUCUCUUAUGGCUCCUCACCACCUGCAGAGAGCGCCCCUAAUAUGUAUGACAGUUUUGAAGAGCCUCCGCUCGACCUAACUGCGCAUAUUUGUGCGGAGUCAAUACGUCAGAGCGCACAUGAACAAAUGAGAGCCGUCGGCGGUCGAUUGAGACUGCUAGACGAAUUGGAAUCGGGGACCAUUACCGUGGAGACAGCGAUCGAUACAUUUUCUUCUUCCACCGAGGCAGAGAAAAAUGUAUGCCUGUUUUGGGCAGCGUUUCUGAAACUCUCACAACUUUUACCAAUACUUGUAGAAGCGGGCGCGGAUCCGAUAUAUUGCGACGCGCUCGGUUUAUCGCCGUUGCAUGUAGCAGCCUUCAGCGGGUCCACGGAAUGUGCUAACUUUUUGCUUUCCCGUGGCGUGGACCCUAAUUACAUGCCACGAUGCUUUGCGCCACUCCACUGCGCGGCGUUCGGAGAUUCAGUGCAAGUGGCUAAUUUACUAAUCAGUCGAGGUGCCUCAGUCCAUUCCGCGGUCAAAUACGUGAAUUGUGAAGGUGGUUUACUUCAUUGUGCAGUUCGAGCGAAUUCUGUGGAAUGUCUUAAACUGUUUAUUUCACACGGCGUAGACGUAAACCUAAUUGAGCCUGGCGGUACGAACGCCAUCCACCUUGCCGCUGAUCUGGGAAUGCUUCAAUGCCUUGCAAUCUUACUGGAUACACCCGGAGCAGAUCCAAAAGUUAGGACGAGAGUUGGAGACAGGGAGUCGACUGCUUUACAUCUAGCCGCUGACGGUGGAUUUGCAGAAUGCGUUGAUCUCUUACUCUCUAAAGGAGCCGAUGCUAGCUUGAAGAAUCACAGAGGCUUUACAGCUUUGCACCUAGCGGCGCGCGCAGCUAGUUUGGAAUGUGUUGAAUCACUGUUGAGACAAGGGAAAGCUGAUCCAAAUGCAAAUGAUUUCGAUAACCGGACACCACUUCACGCCGCUAUCGGAAAAUGUGAUUCAGCUUGUGAUAUCAUUGAAACAUUGAUUAGUUGGGGUGCAAAUGUCAACAAAAAAGACGAGUAUGGCUUUACGCCGCUGCACCUCGCAGCACUCGACGGUCUCUCGGCUUGCGUUGAGACGCUCAUAUAUCACGGCGCUGACGUCACAACAAGAUCUAAAAAAGGAAACUCUGCUCUCAACGUAAUAGCCCGCAAGACCCCAGCGUCACUAGCUAUGAUCACGCGGAAGCUUGAUUGCGCUAUCACUCUACAUCAUUCUCAGACUACUAAUAGAGAAGUAGAGCUUGAACUUGAUUUCCGUAGCAUUUUACAACAUUGCUACCCACGGGAGAUCAGUUAUCUUAAUACAUUUGUAGAUGAAGGACAAAAGGAAGUAUUAUUACAUCCGCUAUGUUCAGCUUUCCUGUAUAUCAAGUGGGAAAAGAUACGCAAAUACUAUAUAGCUAGAUUAUUUCUCAGUUUCAUAUUCGUUCUAUGUCUAACAUUGUACGUCCUGACAGCGCUUGCGCAUAAUUGCUACAAUGGCAGUAAAGAUAUGGAGGAAACUAUACAAGAGCAGGAAUUGUGUCAGAAGCAAUCCAUUCUCGGAGAUCUUUUGAGGAAAAAUCCCUUCGUCAUUGAAAUGCAAUGGUGGGUGUUGGCCGGGAUUACGAUUUUCGAGAUUUUUAGGAAAGUAUAUGGUAUAGCCGGUUACUCCACCAUCAGGCAAUAUCUCAUGCAGUCGGAGAAUAUAAUAGAGUGGUUUGUGAUCAUAAGUGUUUUUCUCAUAUCGUACAUCUAUACAAACAUAACGUACACUUGGCAAAACCACAUCGGUGCUUUUGCGGUGCUCGCCGGAUGGACAAACUUGAUGAUGAUGAUCGGGCAGCUACCAGUUUUUGGUACUUACGUGGCUAUGUACCAAAAAGUUCAAAAAGAAUUUGCAAAAUUACUGAUGGCCUACUCAUGCAUUCUGGUUGGAUUUACCAUAAGCUUUUGUGUCAUUUUCCCAGACUCUUCUUCUUUCGCUAAUCCAUUUAUGGGGUUUAUUACCGUUUUGACGAUGAUGAUUGGAGAGCUUAACUUAGAUUUAUUGCUAAACGAGCCGGACGGGAAUGACCCUCCCCUGUUUUUAGAAUUCUCGGCGCAAAUAACAUAUGUGUUAUUUCUUCUAUUCGUCACCGUCGUGCUUAUGAACCUACUAGUAGGUAUAGCGGUACACGAUAUUCAAGGUUUACGGAAGACAGCGGGGCUCUCGAAGCUCGUCCGGCAAACAAAACUAAUAUCAUACAUGGAAUUGGCCUUGUUUAAUGGGUACCUGCCUAAAUGUCUGUUAAAAAUACUCCACUCGUCGGCUCUCGUAUCGCCACAGGCUUAUAGAGUUGUGCUAAGUGUUAAGCCCUUAAAUCCUAGCGAGAAAAGGCUGCCGAGGGACAUCAUGAUGGCGGCAUACGAUAUAGCGAAAAUGAGAAAACAGUAUGGCCAUACAAUAUCUUCAAAUGGAUCGACUACUGGAGCAUAUUCGUGUUUUAAAAAGUAUGAGAAUAACAAUGAUUCUAGUUACCGAGAAUACGGGUAUUCGUCAGGAUAUUCCGGUUUGGGAAGUCUGCAAGUGAGGCUUGAUGAAACUUCCGAGAAUGUUCGCCAGCUGACGCAGGAAGUUCGUGAGCUGAAGAAAUUGAUCAGUGCCCAGCAACUGGUCAUCCAGCAAGCGCUUGCUGUUACGAUUGACUCUCGUUGAUGAUAUAAUGGCGCACCGUUUAGUUUCAAUGCCAUCGUACACAAGUCAAUAAACUAACGCAUUGUUGUAUUGUUAUGUUACUCUCGUUAGACGGGUUUGGACUUAAUACUUAGAGGUGAUAUUUUUGUUUUAAGGCUAGUUUUAAGUAUAUACGAUGCAAUCGGCAUCAAAUGCAUUGUACCGAAGAAGUACCUAGUU